Messenger RNA from Prorocentrum cordatum, 1555 nucleotides. NCBI's taxonomy places the organism in Eukaryota, Dinophyceae, Prorocentrales, Prorocentraceae. The record is from the annotation of a GenBank genome assembly.
CGAGUUCGAGACCUACAUGAACGCGCACUGCUGCUUCUCAGACCACAGGCUUUCAAACAACAUGGCCUUCUUCAUGUUCGACCAGGUCAUGAGCCAACUUGCGAAGAUGGGUUUAAUGAAGAUGGCGGUCCAUGUGUUGAAAUUUGCGGUGCCCACGAACGAUGGCGUCCCAUGGCUCUUGCAGGGUCGAGCAGACGCCAAGAAACUCGUCAAAUUGGCUUGCGUGAUGACCGAGAGCAAGGCGUUCCAGGCAAGCCGGGCUGCCGCUUCGAAAAACGAGAAGGAGGCGAAUGAGGCGAAGGAGCCGAGGAAGAAUAAGCAAAAGAAGGCCGCCCGCUCGGAGCUGGUGAAAGAGUCUACCGCAAGCGGCCAGGAAGUGACGUACCUGCACGACGCGCAGAAUGCGGUGGAGUUUACGACUGAGGUGCUGAAGCCAGAAGAAUUUACCGCUUUGAAGAAUGAGAUUGACAGGGCCACUGCCUGGUGCGUCGAGUUCGGCCUCAACGGGGUCGUGCGCCUACCAGCCGCGAAGGGCAUCAUGGAUCGCAGCUCCCUGGAGAUUAUCUUCAAGUUCGAGAGGGGGCGCUUCCAGGAUCUCAACGACGCGGAGUGCGAGGACGAUGAUGAUGUCAAAAAGUAUAGGCAGCACACCGCGAACGACUUCAAGUCUUACCGAUGGUGGAUGAAAGCACGCACUCAGGUCAGAACGAUCCUGGGGGGGCUCAUUGGCGAGGCCGCCCGCGACGAUGACCCGGACCUUGAUGGGGGGGAUGGCGACGACGAUGAUGAUAUGGAGGCCGAGGAGCCUGUGGAGAGCAUCGACGACAAGGAGAUCGAGAAGGCGGCUAAAUCUCACAACUGCCCAGACCCCCAGAGCUUCGCGACGCUGCGCCACUUGGUGGCAUCCGUCGAUGGCGGCGGCGAGUUGCUGGGCAGCAAAGUUUUGGUUGGGACGGAUUCGCUCGACAUCAUCCGCAUGGUCUCCGAGAUCCCGGACGAGACGGUCACCCCCGAGAACAGCGACGUUCUGUUCGGCAGCGCGAUCAACGCGCUGGUUAGCAAGGUCGCCGAGAUCGCGCGGGGGCGCCUCGACAGCAGCGUCAUCGCGCUUGCGAGGUGCGUCACUGCUUCCUUAUCAGGGUGCCCCAAUGUCGGCAGCCUGGUCGCCCUGCACCCCAAGGCGGGCGAUGCCAUCAAGUUGUUCGAUAGGGUCGAGGUUGCCAACCACAUCGCGACCUAUCGCGCUUUGUACUUGGCUGGGUACCUGGAGGAUGCCGCAGCCUCUUUGGCCGAUUUUGCGGAGCUGAGGGGCAUGUCUUGCACCCAGCUGCGGGCCUUCUGCGACCAGCUGAGGAACGCCGCCGCAGUGAUCCAGUCUGCGAUGCAUCGCCUCGGCGGUGUCGAGCAGGGCACCGAUUGGGAGAAGGAUGGCUGGCAAGCCCACUGGUGCCAUUUGGUGCGCCGCGCGGCGCCAAUGGUACAGUUCGUGCGCAAGACCGAUAACGAGUGGAGCCGCCUGGAGCCCACCCAGAAGACCAAGCGCGCCAGGUCGAAG